Aplysia californica (California sea hare) is the source of this 1776-nucleotide messenger RNA. RefSeq names its product PR domain zinc finger protein 14-like. Gene Ontology annotation, cellular component: nucleus. Bases 1 to 1398 code for a protein of 465 amino acids. NCBI's taxonomy places the organism in Eukaryota, Metazoa, Mollusca, Gastropoda, Aplysiida, Aplysiidae. Gene Ontology annotation, biological process: regulation of transcription by RNA polymerase II. The transcript has 9 exons. The record is from RefSeq and is a predicted model, not a curated record. Gene Ontology annotation, molecular function: protein binding; RNA polymerase II transcription regulatory region sequence-specific DNA binding.
AUGGCCCCCGACCGUCUCCGGUUCCCCAUGCACCACCCAAACUUCCAGUUCGGAAUGUUCCCGGGCGUCCAGCAACACCUGAUCCCUCCCCACCCCACCGUCACCUUGGCACACCAAGCCCAACACAUGCCCAGAAUGCAGGCCCCGCCCAUUGCCCCAGCCACGCCCCAAGCCCCGCCCACCCCCGCCUUGACGUUCUCACAGGAAGAGCUAGACAUGGUUCUCUACGGCUACACCAGGGGGCGCUCCUCUGACAGGUACCACGGACACGCCCUCUCAGGCCUCAAGUUUGGGGAACUGAGUCAUGGCAUCGACAAGAUUUUGUCUGGCCAGAGAGACUCACCGGAUAGUCACAACACGUCCGGCAGUUGUUGUUGUUGCUGCUGCUGUUGUUGUUCGCACAUGAAUGUUAAACCAAACAUUCUCCCUACCUUCACAGGAGUGACCAUCUACCAGACACGUUUCGCCGGCACCGUCCACAUGGGUGUCUUCUGUACCAAAACCGUCAUCUCUCGGGGCACCAGAUACGGCCCUUUCAAGGGGAAAGUGGUUCACACAAGUGAGGUGAAGACAGACGAUGACAACACGUGCAUGUGGGAGGUGUUUCAGGAAGGCAAGUUAAGUCACUUUAUUGACGGUCGGGGCAACACCGGAAACUGGAUGUCUUACAUCAACUGUGCUAGGUACGCGCAGGAACAGAAUCUGAUAGCCAUACAGGUGGAGGGAGAGAUCUGGUACGAGGCGUGCAAGGACAUCCCACAAGGCACAGAGCUCUUGGUCUGGUACGGUGACUGCUAUCUACAGUUCAUGGGGGUCCCGGUGGCGCUGAAGGAAAUGGCGGAUGGUGGGGCGCAGGAGGAGGCGGACAGUGAGUCCAGUGAGGGCUUCCAGUGUGAGCGUUGUGGGAAGGUGUUCGCCUACAAGUACUACAGAGACAAACACCUCAAGUACACGCGCUGUGUGGACCAGGGAGACCGGAAGUUCCCGUGUCAUCUCUGCACCAGAUCGUUCGAGAAGCGAGACCGACUGCGCAUCCACAUCCUUCACGUGCACGAGAAACACCGGCCUCACAAGUGUCUAGUCUGUGGGAAAAGCUUCAGUCAGUCCUCCAGUCUCAACAAGCAUAUGAGGGUACACAGUGGUGAGAGACCGUACAAGUGUGUGUAUUGUAACAAAGCCUUCACCGCCUCCAGUAUUCUUCGCACUCACAUUCGGCAGCAUUCUGGGGAGAAACCUUUCAAGUGCAAACACUGCGGCAAAGCCUUCGCCUCCCACGCCGCCCACGACAGUCACGUGCGCAGAACUCACGCCAAGGACCGGCCCUGCAUCUGCACCAUCUGCGGCAAAACCUUCCAGCAGGCUUAUGAGCUCAAGUUCCACAUGAGCUCUCACGUCUGACAGACUAUAUAUAGCAUCAUGAGCUAUCCCACGUGACAGACCAGAGCAACAUGAGAUCCCAUGUGACAGACUAUAGCAACAGCAUGAGAUCCCGCGUGAUAGACCAGAGCAACUUGAGAUCCACACAUGAUAGACCACGACGACAACGUGAACCCCCACGUCUGAAAGACCAUAACAACAAAAUGAGCUCUCAAAUGACAGACCACAACAACGUGAGCUCUCAAGUCUGACAGACUAGCUCAAGAGCUCUCACGUGACAUACAAAUGUACUGCAACAACAUGAGCCCCCACGUCUGACAGACCACACCAAGAACAGCAUGAGCUCCCACGUGACAGACUACAACAACAUGAGUUCUUACAUCUGACAGGCUUGCUUCG